Molecule: messenger RNA, 903 nt
Organism: Helobdella robusta
Lineage: Eukaryota; Metazoa; Annelida; Clitellata; Rhynchobdellida; Glossiphoniidae
Exons: 1
Coding region: 1-903 (300 amino acids)
Biological process (GO): microtubule cytoskeleton organization; protein phosphorylation; intracellular signal transduction
Cellular component (GO): cytoplasm
Molecular function (GO): protein serine/threonine kinase activity; ATP binding; tau-protein kinase activity
Source: RefSeq, a predicted model, not a curated record
AUGAGAGAAGCUCACCAAACAUGUAAAAGAAACUGUCACAACAGAUGUACGGCUCGUUGCUAUUCGUCUCAACUUGUUGUACAGAGAAUUGAGCAAAGGCCCUCAUACCACGACGACUUGAUCAAGAGGGGGAUACUCGUGAAAGGUUCUCUCGGGUCCGGAUCCUACUCAAAGGUUAAAAAAGCCGUUGAUGUUUAUGCUAACUUUGCAAAAAUAGCAAUAAAAAUUAUAGACAAAUGUCAUGCAACAAAAGAUUAUUUGGAUAGAUUUCUUCCAAGGGAACUCAGUAUUUGGAUUCGAUUGUGCCAUCCUAAUCUGAUCAAAUUAAUCGAUUUCUUUGAAGAAAACAUGAGAGUUUACAUGGUGAUUGAGUACGCUCCUGGCGGUGAUGCGCUAAACUACAUACAAAAGAAAGGACCCUUAGAUGAAACCCAGGCUAAAAGUUGGUUAAACCAAAUCAUCAAUGCCCUCAGCUAUAUGCAUAGCAGAAAUGUUGCACACAGAGAUCUUAAACUAGAAAACUUACUGCUUUUUGACAACUGUACUCGUAUAAAACUUUGUGAUUUUGGAUUUGUUAAACAUAUACAGCCCAACAAUUGCCUCAGUGACACAUUUUGUGGCUCAAAAGCUUACGCUGCUCCGGAAAUACUGAGUGGUCAAGCGUACGAUCCUAAGAAAGGUGACGUGUGGGCUUUAGGUGUUGUUUUAUUCAUCAUUAUAACUGGUAAGAUGCCAUUCAAUGAAACUAGAGGUAUCAAAAAUGUUUUAGAAGAACAAGCAGCUUUGAACUUAGGUGAAAUAAAUACAUGUUUUGAAAAAAUCAUUCUGCAAGCCUUUACGUGGAACGUCGCACUGAGGCCAGAUAUUGAUUCAUUGCAGCUUGAUCCUUGGAUUGAAGAUUAA